AUGCCUCUUUUCUCUCUCCGCCUUGCCUCUCCUCUCUCCCUUCUCCCCUCGCCCCCUGUCCUUCCCCUUCGUUUCCCCUCUAACCGCCUCACCCCUCCCUCUCCCUCCACUCCCCCGAUCCCUCCACCACUCCUCAACCCCCACCCGUUUUCUACCCCCAUCCCACCGCUCCUCCACAUGCAUCACCGCUUUGCACCGCACAGACAUAUCGAGCGCCAUUCUGCCAGGCAUGACAAUGGCAGAGCUCGGUCCACCAGCGCUGCCGCCAUCUGUGCUGACGCGCUCAUCAGCGCCCUCAAUGUCGCCGGCUUCUCCUGUGCUGCUACCCCUGCGGCGACUGAGCUGGAGGAGGUUGUCAUGGACUGGAUGGUGGACCUGCUGGGGCUGCCCCAUGGGUUCCUAAUGCGGCACCACCUGGCAGGCGUGCACCUGGCGGACUCACUAGUGUCCAACGUCCACAAGUGGCUGCUCACCAGCUUCGACUGCUGCUGCAUGUGGACGCAGGUAGUGCUGCAUGUGGACGCAGGUAGUGUUGCAUGUGGACGCAGGUCGCUGAAGUUGUGGAUGGUGUUGCGCACGUAUGGGGUGGAGGGCAUCCGAGCUUACAUCACGCGCCACGUGGCGCUUGCUGAGUGGUUUGAGGAGGCCGUGCGGCAAGAUGAGCGGUUCCAAGCCGAGACGCACAGGCAAUUCUUCCUCCGCCUGUCCACGCCCCUAUCACCCACAACUCCUUACGUUCCCCUCUCACUCUCUUCCCCCACUCCUCUCUUCCCUCCCUCCCAUUCUCUCACCCUCGCAUGUAUGCAGAUAGUGGCGAUGGGCGAUGAGGAGAUGAGGAGGAGGGGCGUGCAUAAGAGUGGUGGAGAGGGGAGGCCCGCCUGUGUUCCAAGCGGCAGUGGACGAUGGACCGUGCACCGCUGCCUUGCUGCCACCGGGGAUGCCCUGCUCUCGGGCAAGGCACUCCAGGUGAUGAGGCAGCAUGGGGAGUUGUGGGUGGAUGGCAAUGUUGCCACCGCUUCCACUGUUGGUAGAACCGGUAUAGGCAGCAGCAACGGCGGUGGUGGUCUCCCUGGUGGCAGCAGUGCUGGUGUCACGAGAGCAGGUUCAUGGGACGACCAGGGGUCGCAGAGGGACUGA
Molecule: messenger RNA, 1137 nt
Organism: Closterium sp. NIES-65
Lineage: Eukaryota; Viridiplantae; Streptophyta; Zygnematophyceae; Desmidiales; Closteriaceae
Source: the annotation of a GenBank genome assembly